AUGAAUUCUGAAAGAAUGAUUAAAGAAAUGUAUGUUGACAAUUCAAAUCAUUCACUAUACAAUUCCAAUUCUAGAACCAACAACAACGAUUUUGGCAGUCAUGCUCCUGGAAUUAAGAAAGCGAUGAUGAUGCUUGAAGUUCAAUUUGGACGUUCAAAUGCAUCACCGAUUAAUAAUAAUCAUAUUAAUGAUGUCAUCAACACCAAUAAGAUGACGAUGAUGAAUGCUUAUCCUAAUCCGUAUCAUCAUGGUCUCCAUGCAGGUUCAUCAUCGCAAUCUCGAGGAUUGACAUCUCAAAAGAUUAAUGUUGAUGUUGCAGAUGGUGAUGAUGUUGAGGUUGGUAACAAGAACAACAUGAAGAGGAAGAAGGACAAUAUUGACGAUGGUAGAAUCCACAGUUUACCAUUCAAGAAACAUGGACCGUACACAUGUUCAAAGUGUUAUAAAGUAUUGGAUACAUCCCAAAAAUUUGCUAAUCAUGUAGCAUCCGCUCACUAUAAGCUUGAAAGUGAAGAAGAGAGAAAAAAGAGAUACAUGUCAAGGAUUCGUAAGAGAUCAAAUCUUAAGAUUCAAAAGCUUAAUAAUGGAACAACUACUUUAGUCCCGGUUGCCACUUCUUCUAAUCGAUUACAUGCCUCUUUUUCUAAUCGGUUCAAUGUUGCAACUUCUUCUAAUCAGUUUCAUGCCUCUUCUUCUAAUCGGUUCAAUGUUGGCACUUCUUCUAAUCAUUUUCAUGCCCCUUCUUCUAAUCGGUUUAAUGUCGGUACUUCUUCUAAUCAGUUCCAUUCCCCUUCUUCUAAUCAGUUCAAUGUUGGUACUUCUUCUAAUCAGUUCCAUGCCCCUUUUUCUAAUCGAUUCCAUGCCUCUUCUUCUAAUCGAUUCAAUGUUGCAACUUCUUCUAAUCCGUUUCAUGUAUCUUCUUCUAAUCGGUUCAAUGUCGGUACUUCUUCUAAUCAGUUCCAUGCCCUUUCUUCUAAUCGAUUUCAUUCCUCUUCUUCUAAUCGAUUCAAUGUUGCAACUUCUUCUAAUCAGUUCCAUGUCUCUUCUUCUAAUCGGUUUAAUGUUGAUACUUCUUCUAAUCGGUUCAGUGUUUCUUCUAUCAAUGAUGAUGAUGAUAAGAGUCUGGUUGCUCUCCUUCCCCCUCAAGUGAAAGUCAAAUUGGAGCCUAAAGAUAAUUAA
Messenger RNA from Lathyrus sativus (Indian pea), 1179 nucleotides. Lineage: Eukaryota; Viridiplantae; Streptophyta; Magnoliopsida; Fabales; Fabaceae. The record is from the annotation of a GenBank genome assembly.